Ipomoea triloba (trilobed morning glory) is the source of this 1117-nucleotide messenger RNA. RefSeq names its product RNA exonuclease 4. The record is from RefSeq and is a predicted model, not a curated record. Gene Ontology annotation, cellular component: nucleus. Gene Ontology annotation, biological process: rRNA processing. Lineage: Eukaryota; Viridiplantae; Streptophyta; Magnoliopsida; Solanales; Convolvulaceae. Gene Ontology annotation, molecular function: 3'-5' exonuclease activity; nucleic acid binding. The transcript is spliced from 7 exons. Bases 1 to 1032 code for a protein of 343 amino acids.
AUGGAGGGCAGGAACAAGUGUGCUGCGUGUUUUCGGCAAUUCAACAAGAUGGAGCACCUGGUGGAACACAUGAGGAUUUCCUACCAUUCCGUCCAUGAGCCCAUGUGUGGGAUUUGCAGGAAGCACUGCCGCUCCUUCGAGUCCCUCCGCGAACAUCUCAUUGGGCCACUGCCAAAGGUGGACUGUGAAAGGAUUUUCAAGGAUAGGGGAUGUGACCUGUGCUUGACCAUCUUCAGUAGCAGGAACGCACUUUGGGCUCACAGGUCCACCUGCCAAUUUUCUCGACCCAACAACGCGAUCCUGUACCGCAUGGCCAGCUUAGGCAUUCAAGAUGAGCUGAGGAUUGAUAGUAGCCGAGGAAAGGCGGUUGCGCUUGCCUGCAAAAUGGUGGGCGGCGGCAGCGAUGGCUCCCUGGAUCUUUGCGCUAGGGUUUGCCUUGUUGAUGAGUAUGAAAGGAUCAUCUUCCACGCCUAUGUCAAGCCAACCCUUCCCGUCACCAAUUACAGGUAUGAAUCAACGGGAAUCAGGCCGGAAUUUCUAAGGGAUGCAAUGCCAUUGAAGCAGGUGUCAAGGAAGAUUCAAGAUUACCUAUGCAACGGGGAGCCAAUAUGGCAAAUCCGGUCUAGAAGUGGAAGGGCUAGGAUUCUUGUGGGCCAUGGCUUAGAUCAUGACCUCAAAUGCUUAGAACUCGAGUACCCUCCAAUGUUAAUCAGGGACACUGCAAAGUACCCUCCGCUGAUGAAAACAAGCAAACUCAGCAACUCCCUCAAGUACCUAACAAAAGCAUAUCUCGGAUAUGACACGCAGACAGGAAUACAAGAUCCGUACGAGGACUGUGUUGGGACUAUGAGGCUGUACACAAGAAUGAGAUCUCUAGCUCAUAGAACACAGGAUUACCCACUGGCAACAGAUCCUCAGAACAGAAAUAACUAUGCUUCUUGGAGGCAAACUGAGCUUGAGAGGAUGAGCCCAGAAAAUUUACUGGAACUCUCAAGGUCUGAUUACUAUUGCUGGUGCUUGGACUCCAAUUAGUUGGCUGGCAAUUCCAUGCAUAUAUAUGCAUUAUGACCUUUCAAAGAAGAACUGCGUGGAAUUUAUUAAAAUGGCACCAACAAGA